Molecule: messenger RNA, 1555 nt
Organism: Didymodactylos carnosus
Lineage: Eukaryota; Metazoa; Rotifera; Eurotatoria; Philodinida; Philodinidae
Source: the annotation of a GenBank genome assembly
AUGAAUUAUAUUCAAGAACAACCAUUUCAUGUACGUCAUCAGUUUCAUACGCGUCGUUCAUUGAUUGAUAACUUAACUAUUACUUAUGCAUGUAAUCAUGGUAUAUUAGUUCACGGUGUUAAUGACUCAUACACAUGCUUUUGUUCUCCGGCUUAUUUUGGUGAUAAAUGUCAAUAUCAGCAAGAACGUUUAACUGUUCACUUGAGAUUAGAAACAACGAUAAUAGAUGACGCUGACACAUAUAAAAUCCUUAUUCGUCUUCAAACAUCAACGAAUAUGUUUUAUGAUUAUAUUGAUUUUACAUUCAUCAACUAUGAUCAAACACCAUAUAAAACCGUUGUCUAUUUAUUGACUCCAGGUCUACAUCAACAAUAUUCUGUCAAUAUUGAUAUUUUCCAAAUAACUAAAAAUAAUGUCUCCCAUCAUUCAUCUUACCAUUAUCCAGUGUCAUUUACAUUUUUACCUGUUAAUCGUUUAGCGAAACGAAUAAUCAUUGAAAAUCAAAUGAGGUCAAUUUUAUGUUCUAUCGAAUGUUCAUUAAAUAGUCAUUGUAUGUCGUAUGCAAAUAAUGCAAAUAAACAUUUUUGCUUGUGUGAUCCAGGUUGGACAGGCGAUUUAUGUGAUCAGAAAGUAAUGUCGAAUUGUUCAUCAGUAUCGUUACCAUUUCAUUCAAAAUGUAUUUGUCCAUUAGGUCAUUUUGGUGUUAAUUGUUACAUAAAACUUGAUCUCUGUCGUCCUAAUAGUUGUGAACAUAAUUCAACUUGUCUAUCAUUUGACAUAAAGUCACAAAAGAUCAUUUGUCUUUGUCAAAAAGAGCAUUUUGGUAAUCGUUGCCAGAACUCAGCGGCCAACGUCCAUAUACGAAUAAAAAAGCUAUGGAAUGAUCCAUGGUUAAUAGCAAAAAUUCCGGUAAUGCUUGUUCACCUUAUUAAUACUAGCAGUAUGCUUAGACUCGCUAGCAUACAUGAUCGUCUUUUGUUUAAAGAUCUCUCAUUUGAUACGACCAUCAAAGUUACCUACAAAAACCAUCCAGCUUUACCGACAUUUGUUUUGGUUCAGAUCUAUUUUGAUACUCAUCACGAUACUUCAUAUGGUAGUUAUCAUUUAGUCGGACUCUCAGUAUUUGCGAUUUCAUCGAUGCACACCAACAUACUUGAGUCUAAUCGAUGUCCUUAUGUUGGUGAUCUUAUCAAAAACUCAACUAUCAUGCAAUAUUCGUAUCUACAUCGUGUAAAAUAUUAUCAUCGUGCCUGCUUUAUUCUCGGUACUCAUUGUUUUUAUGACGAACGAUACAUCUGCUUGUGCGAUAAUAAUGCAUAUUUCGAUUGUUUCCUGUUCAAUCAUUCUGAUAGUGAUUGUUCACAUUUGGGUCAUUGCUUAAAUGGUGGUCACUGUCUCCAACCGAUGCAGCCUACAACCGACUUUGCGUGUGUUUGUCCAAAAUGUUAUUACGGUAGUCUGUGUCAAUUUACAACACAAAAAUACUCGAUUAGCAUCGACGCUUUACUUGGAUCCAGUAUUCUCUCUGGUCAAAAUCUGGUUCGCCAGACGGCGA